CCGAUAGACGGCGCUGUGUCUAAUUUAUAACCCUCAAGAAAAUGGCCGGUCAGGAGGAUCCUGUUCAGAGAGAGAUCCAUCAGGACUGGGCAAAUCGGGAAUAUAUUGAGGUGAUAACCAGCAGUAUCAAGAAGAUAGCUGAUUUCCUCAACUCUUUCGACAUGUCCUGUCGGUCCCGGUUAGCAACUCUGAAUGAGAAGUUGACAGCAUUGGAGAGGAGAAUCGAGUACAUUGAGGCACGGGUAACAAAGGGCGAGACUUUGACUUAGACACCAUCAAGAUACCGGAUGGGUGACAAGCAACCACAACUGUACAGAACGGCAAUCAGACAUCACUUUUCUUUCUCCCAUUUAUUUGAAAUUAUGCCUGUGUAUUUUAAAUCUGUAUUAGCUUGCAAGGAAUGACUAAAAGGUCUUUCCAAAAUAGAAGUGGGCUUCAUGUUCUGCCAUGUAGCCACUGAAUCUCCAGGCAGGGCCAUACUAAAAAAAAAAAAAAAAAAAAAAGAUAAUUAACUUAUUUGGUAAAUUCCUGCUUGCAGAAAGUGCUGAGUUGUCUGGGGCAGCACAGCAACAAGAAUGUCCUCCCUCUAGCAGAGCAAUCCCCAGCACAGCAAGGGGACAGCGUUAAGUGCCAAGUUCAUUCUCCUGCCGUGGUUAUAUAUUCUGUUUCUUUUGUCAAGUUUUAACAGUUGUAUUCCUAUGUGUAACAAACUGUAUUUUCCAUUUGUGUUUCGAUAAAUUAAAUAAUAAAGUUCAAGAAAAUUUG
Molecule: messenger RNA, 765 nt
Organism: Acipenser ruthenus (sterlet)
Lineage: Eukaryota; Metazoa; Chordata; Actinopteri; Acipenseriformes; Acipenseridae
Product: probable protein BRICK1
Exons: 3
Coding region: 42-269 (75 amino acids)
Biological process (GO): regulation of actin polymerization or depolymerization; cell motility; actin filament organization
Cellular component (GO): SCAR complex
Molecular function (GO): protein-containing complex binding
Source: RefSeq, a predicted model, not a curated record